UCUCUCCGGGGCUCCCUCCCCAGUCUCUCCUUUCAAAAGUUUGAGAUUGAAAAGAAUCAGACCAGCCCACAAAGCGUGCUUAUCAGUAUCAAAAUCAAAAUCAAAAGUUUAUAAAAAGCAAAGCUACCAAAAAUCUCCUUGCUAUUGUGCCCCCCCCUCUUUCUCUCUCCCCCACCCCUUCCUCUCUGUCUGUGCUCCUUUAUUGUAGUGUCUUGUUAUUCUUGUUGUCUUGCUGUGGUUUCUAAUUUCUACCAAGGCUCUUCUUAUAUUCUGUCUCAUCCUCUUACUUCUUCAGUGUCCGAGUUUUUUCACACCUUCCAAGUUUGCACGCUGCUUUUCGGUUUCUCUUUUGCUUUCCCGUGGUUCACAUAUCAAAGUGGAGUUGCUAUCUGAAGGAUUUUCAUCAGAUGGAUGUGAGGCCAAGAAAUGAGGAGGUUUCUCCUCAGCUGCUAGAUUUGAUCCCAAAGGAUCAAAAAGAAUGGCAUGUGAACGACACAGACGAAGGAGGAAGAACCCAAAACAACAGCAGCAACAACAACAAGAACAAAGACAAGUCUUGUUGUGAGGAGAGAAAACUUGAGCUCAGACUUGGCCCACCUGGUGAAGAUUGGUCUCUCAAUCAUGAUACCACCAAAAACAGUGAUGAGUCUCUACUCUCUCUUGGCUACUUCUCUCAGCAAACUCAGAAAAUCUCUGACUCUCCAUGGGCUUCUUCGAAGGCUUCAUCAUUUCUUCAGUUCCCAUCAUGCAGCCCUCAGAGUAUGCCAGAGAAGAAAGCUUUCUCAUCAUCCUCUUCUGCCAAUCCAGCUGCGCCCUCUAAUAUCUCUCAGAAAAGAACUGCUCCUGGGCCAGUAGUGGGUUGGCCUCCAAUUCGUUCAUUUAGGAAGAACCUUGCAAGCAACAGCACUUCUAAGACAGCUCAUGAGACACAGCAGCAGCAUGAUGUUGCAGACAAGGUUGCUGGGAAGAAACCUGUUGUUGACAACGUUGGUAAAGGUUUGUUUGUGAAGAUCAAUAUGGAUGGAGUUCCCAUCGGGAGAAAAGUGGACCUUAGUGCUUAUGACAGCUAUGAAAAACUCUCCUCUGCAGUUGAUGAACUCUUCAGAUGCCUCCUAGCUGCUCAAAGAGAUUCCUCUGUUGGAGGAAUCCAGAACAAGGAAGAGGAAGAAAAAGCUAUCACAGGUUUAUUGGACGGGAGUGGGGAAUAUACUCUUGUUUAUGAGGAUAAUGAAGGAGACAGGAUGCUCGCUGGGGACGUGCCAUGGCACAUGUUCGUAUCAACUGUGAAGAGGCUGCGGGUGUUGAAGAGUUCUGAGCUUUCUGCUUUUACCCUUGGUAACAAGCAAGACAAGAAAACCACUUGACGAGGAGGCAAUGAUUGAAACUGAGGAAUGGGCGAAGCUGUUUAAAGUCAACAUUUUGGUUCUUUCACUGAUGAAGAUCAGGAGAAAAAAAUGAAGCUGUUAGCUGAUAUAUAUAUAUAUAUAUUUAUGGAUACAUAUUACUGGUCCUAAGUGACGUGUAUGAAUGCAAAUUUUAUGCUGAUGCGAAGUAGAAUUAGGAGAAAGGAAGAACCUGAACGGAGUGUGUGUACUUAUGUGCUGUUGAGUAAUCUAUCUGCUUGUUUUGGUUUGUAUGCUGAAACCCUUGUGUGGCAAUUGUGGAUAGAACUGCUGAGUUCUUUUUCCAUUAUUAAGGAUUUUAAAGUACCCUCUA
This is a messenger RNA of Neltuma alba, 1716 nucleotides long. RefSeq names its product auxin-responsive protein IAA26. NCBI's taxonomy places the organism in Eukaryota, Viridiplantae, Streptophyta, Magnoliopsida, Fabales, Fabaceae. Gene Ontology annotation, biological process: regulation of DNA-templated transcription. The transcript is spliced from 6 exons. Gene Ontology annotation, cellular component: nucleus. The record is from RefSeq and is a predicted model, not a curated record. Bases 408 to 1364 code for a protein of 318 amino acids.